This is a messenger RNA of Carya illinoinensis, 2377 nucleotides long. RefSeq names its product protein HIGH CHLOROPHYLL FLUORESCENCE PHENOTYPE 173, chloroplastic. Lineage: Eukaryota; Viridiplantae; Streptophyta; Magnoliopsida; Fagales; Juglandaceae. Bases 305 to 2173 code for a protein of 622 amino acids. The record is from RefSeq and is a predicted model, not a curated record. The transcript has 13 exons.
GCUCAGUGUCGUCUCUCUUUUCUCUCUGUUUGAAACCACAAAUCAAGUUAUGUGGUCGACAUUCCAUCUUCCACCUUCGUAUUCCGCUCUCUAAUUUUGGUCUUUCUUUCGAACGCCCACCAUUCUUUUCUCCUUUCCUCAAAUCCUGUUAAAUCCCAAAAGAAAAGAACAAGAGAGAGACUUUCCUCGUGAAUUAUCCACUCGAAAAUUAUCAGUUUAAAAAAAUUAUUUUGGUUUAUACUUAAAAGACAUUCCGGUUGAGACAUGAGAGUUUGUUAACGUCAGAUGCAGCAAUAGCAACACCAUGAACGCAACUGCAGCAGCUACAACCACUGCCACUGCCAGUUUCAGCAACACCAAUACAUACUUUUACCAUGAUAACCACAAGAGACCCUCAUCCCAUUUUCUUGGUAACAUCUCUCUCCCGAAAUCCAGUUCCUGCUACUUCAUCAACACCAGGUCCAGCAGCAGCAUCUGUGCUCAAAACAACCACCGUGGCUAUCAGUUCCUAGUCCCCAGAGCCACUGCCUCUCCUACUGGCAAGGACAACAAGAACAGAACCAAAACCAAGGAUGACAAAGUUGUUCCCUCUUCUGCCAAGGAUGAUAAUAUGAAUGUUGAUGAGACUCAAACCAAACAGAAACAACAGCAGCAGCAGCAGCCUUCCGUUUCAUUAAGUUUGGAUGAUGUGAACCCGGUAGGAUUGGGGCGGAAAUCGCGUCAGUUGUUUGAUGAGGUGUGGAGGAAGUUCUCGGGAUUGGGGCAGAUCUCAAGGACAACUCGAGCUGAUGACAGGGAAUCCCUGGAUGCCCUCCUCAUCAGGGAGGGGCCCAUGUGUGAGUUCGCCAUUCCUGGAGCUCAGAAUACCACUGUGCUCGUUGUCGGAGCCACCAGCCGGAUUGGUCGUAUUGUUGUCCGCAAGCUCAUGCUCAGAGGUUACACUGUCAAGGCUUUAGUGAGGAAGGCUGAUGAGGAAGUGGUCAGCAUGCUUCCUAGGUCAGUAGAAGUGGUGAUUGGGGAUGUAGGUGAUCCUGAGACACUCAAGUCUGUGGUGGAAGGUUGUAACAAAAUAAUCUAUUGUGCAACUGCUCGUUCUACCAUCACAGGGGAUCUCUUCAGAGUUGAUCACCGAGGAGUAUAUAACCUCACCAAAGCAUUUCAGGACUACAACAAUAAACUAGCACAACUGCGAGCAGGGAAGAGCAGCAAAAGCAAGCUUCUUCUUGCAAAGUUUAAAUCUGCUGAUUCAUUGAAUGGGUGGGAAGCUCGUCAGGGAACGUAUUUCCAGGAUGUAGUUGCUUCAAAGUAUGAUGCAGGAAUGGAUGCUAAAUUUGAGUACACUGAGACUGGAGAAGCCGUCUUCUCAGGAUACGUUUUUACCAGAGGAGGGUAUGUUGAACUUUCAAAAAGGCUUUCACUUCCUUUGGGUCGCACUCUUGACAGGUAUGAGGGCCUUGUUCUCUCUGUUGGUGGAAAUGGAAGAUCUUAUAUUUUAAUUCUUGAAGCUGGUCCUUCAGCAGACACAACCCAAAGCAAAUUGUAUUUUGCAAGAUUUACCACGAAAGUAGGAUUUUGUAGGGCAAGAGUACCAUUUUCAUCCUUCCGCCCAGUGAAACCAGAUGAUCCCCCGCUAGACCCAUUUCUUGUACAUACGUUGACUAUUCGAUUUGAGCCUAGAAGACAGAGACUUGAAGGACCUACAGCAGUAAAGCAAGACCUUAGAAGCUUUAAGCUUAAAUUAGAAUAUAUAAAAGCCUUUCCGACUGGGCAAGAAACAGACUUUGUCCUAGUUUCAUGCACAGGAUUAGGAAUAGAAUCUACCAGAAGGGAGCAAGUUCUUAAAGCUAAGAGGGCUGGAGAAGAGUCAUUGAAAAUAUCUGGCCUUGGAUAUACAAUUAUUCGUCCUGGUCCCCUAAAGGAGGAGCCUGGUGGUCAACGUGCACUCAUAUUCGAUCAAGGAAACAGAAUUUCUCAGGGCAUCAGCUGUGCUGAUGUGGCUGAUAUAUGUGUGAAGGCACUGCACGAUUCAACUGCAAGAAACAAGAGCUUCGAUGUAUGUUAUGAAUAUGUUGCUGAGCAAGGGAGGGAGCUCUAUGAACUGGUAGCGCAUUUGCCCGACAAAGCAAAUAACUAUUUGACACCAGCACUAUCCGUUUUAGAGAAGAACACUUGAUCAUCCUUUUAGUCCCCUUUGUUUGAUGCUUUUUUCCUCAAUAUAGUUGUCUUUGUAACGUUCUCAAAGAAGCAUAUCUUUUUAUCUUUUCUGAUCAACUAUAUAUACAACUAUCCUACUGUAGAUCAUGUAUGUAUUCUUUUUGUAAAUCUAUUUGUACAAGUACAAUAUUGUAAAUGGCCAGGAACACCUGAAUAUUCUCCA